Scedosporium apiospermum is the source of this 4251-nucleotide messenger RNA. Its product is annotated as Lysophospholipase NTE1. Gene Ontology annotation, biological process: lipid metabolic process. The transcript is spliced from 3 exons. NCBI's taxonomy places the organism in Eukaryota, Fungi, Ascomycota, Sordariomycetes, Microascales, Microascaceae. The record is from RefSeq and is a predicted model, not a curated record. Bases 1 to 4251 code for a protein of 1416 amino acids. Gene Ontology annotation, cellular component: endoplasmic reticulum. Gene Ontology annotation, molecular function: phosphatidylcholine lysophospholipase A1 activity.
AUGAACGCGACAACCUUGGCCCUCAUUCUGGCGGCUAUAAUCUCAGCAGUCACUUGGGUUGUUAGAUACCGCCUCCUCAACAUGUAUUCUCGUCUUCCGCCGGAACCGCAAAGGAAGGAGCCCGACGUCGAUAUGUUCCCGAGCGCUCACGAAGAGGGUAUCAAGUACGGUUUAGGAAGCUAUCUGGACGAAUUCUUGAGUGCUAUCAAGAUAUUCGGCUACCUUGAGCGUCCCGUGUUCCAUGAGUUGACUCGAAGUAUGCAAACUCGAAAGCUUAUCGCUGGUGAAACAUUAAACCUCGAGGAGGAACAAGGUUUCUGCCUUGUUGUUGAUGGCCUUGUGGACAUUUUUGUGAAGUCUGGCCCGAGGCCGCUGGUUGGCGAAGCGCCCAGUGCCUCCUUUUACGACUCCUCCGGCGAGGACGAUAGAUACCCCGGUCCAAGCCACCAGAGAUACCAACUCCUAACUGAGGUGCGCAAUGGUGCUCCUAUGUCAUCGCUGUUUUCAAUCAUGUCAUUGUUCACAGAGGACGUCGGACUGCGAAGUCCUGAGGAUGAUUUGGCCAAUACUAGUCCCUCGUCUGUGGAUAUUUCGCGGACUGGUUUUCGGGGACGCAGUUCGAUACCUACUCCUGAUCCGUCCGGUUCGAAAGACGUCACACCGCCCUUGCCGGACCAAGAGUCUCCAAUUGAAGGGGCAGAUGGCCUCCAGUAUUCGUCUGAAGCUAAGACGCCUAAAGUCACCCAUGUAUCCCUUGACGACGGGAGAUCUCAUGCCCCGAUCCGGCCGGCACUAAACCGACGGGCGGCUUCCGUCUCUGCACACCCCGACAUCAUCGCUCGCGCCACCGUUGAUACGACCAUUGCCAUCAUACCGGCAAGUGCCUUCCGUCGAUUAAUCAAAACUUACCCCAAGGCAACCGCCCAAAUUGUUCAUCUGAUCCUCACUCGCUUCCUGCGAGUGACGCUAGCAACUGCUUACAACUACCUUGGCCUGACUGAAGAAGUCCUACAUACGGAAAAGAGUGUGGUACGGUACACCAUGUGCCAGUUACCGAAUCCCCUUCGAGGUGAGCCGUUGGACCGUCUCAAGCAAAAAUUCGAGCGCGAGAGAGAGCGCAUCGGCGAAGACGAGCAGGACAAGGGGAUUGCCUUGCAUAACGCCACUGCGAGGCAGCGUCGCACACCGAGCAGCACCAAUUUGCGCAAAGAGGCCAUGCUCCAGUCUAUGUCUAUGCAUCGCACCUCGCUUAGCGGCAUGACCAUAUCUCCGCCACGAGAGACCCCGCCUUACCAUUCUCCAAGCCCGGGAGAUCUUCUAUCUAAUGUUCAAUUGGACCGGCACGCAGGGCGUCGGUUAUCAACUGCCACCGAUUUUCUGUCUCACCCGACACCAGAUCUUCCAAGGAAAGAGACGAAUAAGCGGAAGGAGGUGAAUGGGCAGGUCCCUCAGAGAUCUUUUGAUCCAUUUGAUGGUAAGCCACGGAGCCCGUUUAACCAUGGGCGAGAGUCCGUAGAUGAGGACAAUGUGUUCCGCGUGUCUGUGCUGGAAUGUAUGUUCAAGGCACUCGGUUUUGGUUCUGGAACGACCAGCCGGAGGGAGCCCGAAUCCUCCGAGGGUUCCCCUCGCCUGCCUUCUUUCGACCAUAAAAGCCGCAAUGUUGUUUUCAGCAGUGUAGGUGGUGGCGGCAGCAAUGCUUUCGGCUUCAUGGGUCCCUUAGACGGGUCAGCUGAUGGCGAAACCGAGUCGAUGGCAUCGACAAAUGUCGCCAUGGGCACCCCGCCAGGUGCUCAUGCCCUAGCUCUGGACAUGAAGCACGAAGUCGAGAUUGUCUUCUUCCCGAAGGGCUCCGUGCUAAUUGAGCAGGGCGAACGGAGUCCAGGGCUGUACUACGUUAUCGACGGCUUCCUCGAUAUAUGCUCAUCACACGAUGAAGGCUCGAUUGAUAUGUUCCCAGACCCCCACAGACACACGUCCGGUGGUUUCUCUGGCCCAAGUGCUGGUGAUGAAGAUACGAUCCCAUUCCCACCAUUCCCACCAGAUAACGUCGCCCAAGACAACAAGCCAAAGAAGAACGGACGCCGCAGUCGCCGGAGCGUGGCCCUCAUUAAACCAGGCGGUCUGGCCGGCUAUAUUGGCAGCGUCUCCUCGUACAGGUCGUUCAUCGAUGUAGUCGCGAAGACGGAUGUCUAUGUUGGCUUCCUUCCCCGCGCACCGCUUGAACGCAUCGUCGAUAAAUACCCCAUCGCACUCCUGACUAUGGCAAAGAGACUUACAAACCUCUUGCCCCGCCUGAUUCUCCACAUCGACUUUGCACUAGAGUGGGUGCAAGUCAACGCUGGAGAGGUGAUGUUUCGCAAGAAUGAUGAGAGUGAAGCCAUUUACAUUGUUCUCAACGGACGUUUACGUCUGGUCGAGGACAAAAAGGAAGGCGGCGUGAAAGUCCGCGACGAGUUUGGCCAGGGUGAGAGUGUGGGCGAGUUGGAGGUAUUGACUGAGUCAACGAGACCAGGGACGCUUCAUGCCAUUCGAGACGCGGAACUUGUCAAAUUCCCGCGCACACUUUUCAACAGUCUCGCGCAAGAGCAUCCUAACAUUACGAUUAAAAUUUCGAAGAUUAUUGCCUCCCGAAUGAGAACAUUGUUCGAUGAUCCAUCCAAGUUUAUUCUAAAGGAUGGCAGCGCGGCGGCGGCAGCAUCGUUCAAGGGCUCAUCGAUCGUCAAUUUGCGGACCGUUGCCAUCCUCCCCGUCACCUCGGGAGUUCCAGUGGUAGAGUUUGGAAAUAGGCUGAUGAGCGCGCUCGCCCAAGUUGGUCCUCCAAACGGUGCCACGUCCCUGAACCAAGAGGCCAUCUUGAGCCAUCUCGGCAGGCAUGCGUUUAACAAGAUGGGUAAACUGAAACUAUCUCAAUAUCUAGCUGAUCUCGAGGAGAAGUACAGCCUCGUACUAUAUGUCGCAGCGGAGGGCUCUCCAGAGAUUGGCGAGUACGAGCGCUUCAUGCUUGGCAUGAAAUCGACAGCCAGAAAGACCCUUGUGCUCUUGCAUGCUGAGAGGUACUCACCUCAGGGACUGACUAGGGCAUGGUUGAGAAACCGUGUGUGGAUCAACGGAGGACACUAUCACGUUCAAAUGCCGUUCAGACUCAAUACGGUGCCUGAGCACCCGCCCGUGAGGAAGCUGGGCAAGGCAAUCAAGGAACGAGUCCAAAUCCUGCAGGCUGAAAUUCAAAAAUACACCUCCAAGAAAAUCCGGCAUAGCUCAUACUAUUCGCUGGAGGCGCCGUAUAAGGGAGACUUCCAUCGUCUAGCGAGAAAGCUGUGCGGAAAAUCGGUCGGCCUCGUCCUUGGCGGAGGAGGUGCCAGAGGCAUUGCUCAGAUUGGUAUCAUCCGCGCCAUGGAAGAGGCUGGAAUUCCGAUCGAUAUGAUUGGCGGUACCUCGAUCGGAGCCUUUAUCGGUGCUCUGUAUGCGCGGCAUGCAGACGUCGUCCCCAUUUUCGGGCUGGCGAAGAAGUUUGCUGGGCGCAUGGCCAGCAUCUGGAGAAUGGCCCUGGAUCUAACCUACCCCUCCGUGUCUUAUACCACCGGCCACGAGUUCAACCGGGGCAUCUUCAAGACAUUUGGUAACGCGCAGAUGGAAGACUUUUGGCUUGAAUACUAUUGCAACACGACAAACAUUAGCAAAAGUCGAGCCGAGUUUCACACUAGCGGGUACGCUUGGCGAUACAUUCGCGCGUCGAUGUCUCUCGCAGGUCUAUUGCCUCCGCUGUGCGAUGAGGGCAGCAUGCUCCUCGACGGUGGGUACAUUGACAACCUCACGGUCUCACACAUGAGGGCGUUGGGUGCCGACACUAUUUUCGCCGUAGACGUCGGGUCUCUCGACGACGAUACGCCUCAGAAGUUCGGCGACUCGCUGUCUGGCAUGUGGGUUAUUCUCAACCGCUGGAAUCCGUUCUCGUCUUACCCGAACCCACCGACGCUGGCGGAAAUCCAAGCGAGACUUGCGUACGUCUCGAGUGUCGAUGCCCUGGAGCGCGCAAAGGCGAUGCCCGGAUGUCAAUAUAUGCGGCCUCCUAUCGACCCUUACGGAACACUUGACUUUGGCAAGUUUGAUGAGAUCUAUCAGACGGGGUACAAAUACGGCAAGGAGUAUUUGCAGAAGCUUAAGGAACAGGGCGUGUUGCCGCUGGUGGAGGAGACGGAGGCCAAGAAGGCGCUGAGGAGGACAAUGGCUCCACGGAGAGCUAGUAUUUGA